UGAAAAUGUAUUCAUUAAUGUUUCAAGUGGAAGCAUACAGUGAAUGUCUAUGUUUCACUGCUGCAUGUUGGGAUUGAGUUGAGGGUCACGUUGUGGUUUAAUGGGUUUUUCAAUGCUAAAUGUGCCAACCCUUUGCAAAGUAUUGUUGGUUUUGACGUGUCUGUGCAAUCCUGCUAACUAACCAUUCCUGUCAAGUGUUAACUCUUUAAAAAUCCCACAACCAAUCAAAGCAAAUGAAUCACAACUAAUACCUUGACAUAUUUGUAACUCAAUGAAACUAAACCAAAUGUGUAUUACAGACACAAAAUGUUGUAUUUCCCUGUAUUUUAACUGAGUGAGGUAGUUGAAAUGUACAACUACUUUGUAAAUAUUGAACCAAAAUUGGAAGAAGAAAUUCCAGAAUUGUGGACAAUGGAGGAAAGGAAUUAAACAAUAGACAGGAAUCCUAAUUCCAUGUUUCUCACUGAUGUAACAAAAAAGGAAAUCACUGAUAUAGUCAAUAAUUGUAAAGCAAAAACAUCAACUGAUUGUAAUGCAAUUGAAAUGGAAACAGUAAAAAGGGUUAUCAAUGAGAUCGUAGAACUGCUGACAUAUGGUACAUCAGUAAUUUAUCAUUUCAAAGUGGAACAUUUCCUAACAAAAUGAAAAUAGCUAAAGUAGUUCAAAUUUUUUUUGUUUUGAAUUGGGUUAAAAGCCACCUAGCGAACAGGAAGCCAUAUAUAAAGCUAGAAGAAUACACAUCUGCAAGUUUAAAUAUCACGUGUAGUACCCCAGGGGUCAAUACAGGGACCAAAACUGUUCAAUUUACAUAUCAAUGACAUCUGUAAAGUGACGAAAGACUUAAAGUUGGUAUUAUUUGCGGAUAAUACUACUGCUUUUGUUCUGGGGAAAGCACACAAGAGCUAAUUUAAAAAGUCACGGAUGAAACGGCCAUAUUAAAAAGAUGGUUUGAUAAAAACAGAUUAUCCUUGAAUUUAAGUAAAACUAAAAUAAUGCUAUUUGGUAAUAGCAGAAUGGACAUGUACGACCAAAUACAAAUAGACGAAGCGGACAAUGAACGGGUGAAUGAAAAUAAAUUUCUGGGGAUCAUAAUAGAUUAAAAUAUUUCCUGGAAAUCUCAAAUCAAAAAUAUACAACAUAAGGUGGUGAAAAAUACUUCAAUAUUGAAUAAAGCAAAAUUUGUUCUUGAUCAAAAAUCACGCUCCACUCUUCACUGCUCACUGGUAUUACCAUAUCUAAGUUAUUGUGUGGAAAUAUGUGGUAAUUAACUGAAAAAGCAAUCUUCAGUCGCUAAAUGUACUGCAAAAAUUAUCAGUGAGGAUAAUCCAUAAUGCCACAUAUAGAGAACAUACAAAUCCCUUAUUUGUAAAAUUACAGAUAUUAAAACUUGCUGAUUUAGUAAAUUUUCAAACUGCUAAAAUAAUGCAUAAAGCUAACAAUAGCCGAUUACCCAAAAUGUCAUACAAUACUUUUCUACAAGAGAGGAGAAAUAUGAUGUUAGGGAAAAACUAAGCUUGAAACACUUAUAUGCGAGAACAAAGCAAAAAACCCACAGCAUUUUAGUAUGUGGAAUCAAAUUAUGGAACGGAUUGAGUAAGGAACUCAAAACGAUGCACCAAGAUGAGUGAAUUCAAGAAACAAUACAAGCAAUUGAUGUUUGCAAAAUACAGGGAAGAAGAGUCUUGAACUUGUUUGUUAUGUUUGUCUCAAUUCAUUAUUAUUUAUUUAUUAUCACACUGACUAGUAUACAUGAUUUCUAUUUAUUAGAAAAAAAAUCUAAAUAAUUACUUCAUCAUGAUUAAAAAAAACACAUAUGGAAUACAGGAAGUGAAUAAAUGUACUGCAAUAGAUGUGGAACGGAUGGGGGGGUAGAAUUAAAUAGGCUUUGCUUCUUCCUACUCCUUUUGGACAUGUGGAACUGUGAAUUGAAUUAUGUGAUGUAUUCCAUUGUAACUUGUAUGCAUGUUCAAAUAAAAUUAAACCAUUACCAUUUUAAAAUAUUUUCUCUUAACAUUUCACCCUCCGUAAUACAUCGUCAUUAUAAAUCAGCAUUUAUGGGUAUUAGUUAUUCAUAGUCAGUGUCUUUCAGAAUCCUUACACAUGACGUGCCCACUGGAUAAACCCACGUAUUGUACAAUCAACACACUGGUGUUGUUGGUAAUCCCUGCCAUUAUUACUUUCAUGCAAUCUUUUGUUGAUAGAAAAGGCAACUGUAUGUAGUUGUUCCACCUGUGAUGCAGCUAUUGCCCCAUAGUUCUUCUCUGUUGACAGUUGAUACAUGUUCUGCUUUUUGUAGACCUGUGAACUUUACUUUGGUUUCAUAAAAUUAGGAAUGUACUGACUGCUAUUUAACUUGAGUCUGACUGUGUUCAGUAGAUUCUGAACAGUGAACACCCCAAAUGUAUUGUAUUUUCAAGACUCUAAGCCACAUAGUUUUUCAUAGUUUGGCUGGUCUUGCGACUUUAAACUAAAAUAUAUACAGUAUAUAAUUUAAGAUGUUUUUAAAUGUUAAUUCAUGCUGACUAACAUGAACCGAGGAGUGAACGAUCUAAGCUUGUGAUGACUAUAUGCUGCUCCUGCCAUUCAGUAAUGUGGAAUGAGAUCGGGAGCUUGGUGAACUUGCGUACCUGUAACUUGCUUGAUUCGCUGGCUUCCAAUGUUAAUAUAGCGUAUUCAGCCUCCCUGUUAUGCUGUUGUGUAGCUGACUAACUGUGUGACCGGGCACCUAUUCAGCCUGGUGUUCUGUGUGCUGUUGUGUGGUUGAAUAACUAGAUAAGCAGAUUAAAUAACAUUUUGGGAAAUAAAUGUAGAAGUAAAUGCGACUUAUAGUCUAGUGCAACUUCUAUAUGUUUUUUCAUGACACAUUUUUUGACUGAUGCGACUUACAGUAUAGUAUAUACACUGUAUAUACUAUACUGUAAGUCGCAUUGCAUCAAAUACUGUAUAUUAUACCCAAAUACUGUAUAUUAUACAGUAUUUGGGAACAUAUGGUGAUAGUAUAUUUCUAUAGUGGCGUGAUUUCUUUUUUUUGCAUGUUGUCAUAUUUAAAUGUUUCAGAUUCAUCCAUCCAUUUUCUCUGCCGCAUAUCUACAUUAGGGUCGUGGGGGUAUGCUGGAGCCUAUCCCAGCUGACUUCGGGUGAGAGGCGGGGUACACCCUGGACUCAGCCACCGUGUGGCCCCCAUGUUUCAUACUGUUUCAAAUUUAAAUAUUAGUCAAUGACAACAAACAUGAACACAAAAUGCAAUUUUUAAAUUUAAGUUUUUAUUAUUAAGGGAGAAAAAAAUGCAAAUCUACACGGUCUUGUGUGAACGAGUGAUUGCCCCCUAAACUUAAGGGAGAAAAAAAAUGCAAAUCUACACGAUCUUGUGUGAACGACUGAUUUCCCCCUAAACCUAACUGGUUGGGCCACUUUUAGCAGCAACAUCUGCGAUCAAGCAUUUGCGAUAACUUUCAAUGAGUCUCUUACAGCGCUGUCGAGGAAUUUUGGCCCACUCAUCUUUGCAGAAUUGUUGUAAUUCAGACACACUGAAGGGUUUUCAAGCAUGACCUGCCUUUUCAAGGUAAUGCCACAUCAUCUCAAUCGGAUUCAGGCCAGGUAUUUAUUCUUAUUCUAUUUUCUUUUUUUUCUUAACUUUUUUUGACAUUGUCCUUCAGGACUUUUUGGUAAACAUUAGAAUUCAUUGUUCCAUUUAUCACAGCAAUUCUUCCAGGUCCUGAAGCAGCAAAACAUCCCCAGACCAUCACACUACCACCAAAUUUUACUGUUGGUCAACAGUCUCAUCAAGGGGUUCUUUAUUGGCAAAGAUGCUUGAAGGUGGUGACUUUUACAAUUUCACAUUUUCAAAUGACUCCAGCAAGGACCCGGUUUUACUGACUGAGGCCUUGGAUAAAUUAUGGGGGAUGACUUACCACCAAAAUCAUAAGAAUACCUCUGUCAUCCACACUAGGAACACUACUGUUACAAGAGAUGAGGAGGCCUUGAACCAAACCAUGGAAUUAGUGAAGCUGCUGAAGCAAGCUAUCUGCACCAUAGCUUUGCCAAUGAUCAACAGAACAUCCCCCAGCCCCUUCGGCAAUGAGGUGGUUGCAUUUUGCAACUCCGAUAACACUGUAUGUGAGGACCUUUUCCUGUCACUCAACAAGAUUUUGAAAGAGGAGCUGUUGACCAAUCCAGACGAGCUGGCCAAGGUGGUUUGGUCAGUGAUACUUGUGUUUCAAGAAUUGCAGAACCAGAACUCAUUGUGGGAGAGCCUUCUAGCUUUUCCUCAGCUCUUCUCUGAAGGGUCACUUGACCAGAUGUUGGACAUCGCUGAGGUCUUUCUCACCAACAUACAGGAGGUUAUGGAUGUCAUCCAGACCAAUUUCCCUGAAACGACCGAGAUGGUCUCUCCGGUGCAUCCAUUUGUUGCCGGAGCCAUCAACGCUAUCCACUAUGUUCAAAGGUGGCCUGGUAGAGAUGUGUCCCUUUCUCUUGGAGAUGUUGUGAAGUUGCACAACAAUUCAUUUGAUUAUCUGAUUGAACUGGUUUUACAAAAUGUCCGGAUACCACUUGUCCAGGCUAUGGCUUUGACGUUAGACAGAGACAUUGUGCAUUCCUACAUUUGUGACGACAGUAAUAACCCAUCGUGGCUCACAACCGCAUGUGCGACUGGUAUCGUAGACAUGCUUCUGCGCUAUAUCAGUCCAAACAAGUUGGCUCAGCAGGCUCUCUUGGCUUGGAGUAAGCAUGUUGCUCCCUAUGAUGUCUCCUUUGCCAAAGGACUGCUUCACAGUCUAAUGGGAGAUGGAUCUCCAGGGGCUGUGAGAGGCUUUAACAUCUCCAGAACCCACCGUAACGUAGAAACACAAAUGCAAAACAUUGAGGAGGAGCUGUUUUUGACAGCCGGUCAAGUGGUGCUGGAAAUCAGUGAAAUUGAUCCUGACUUGGAAAUGAUUGUUCAGAGCAUCGUAAGCGUUGGUUUUCAGUCUAUGAGAAUAACAUCUCUCUCCCUGGAUAUUGUUGGAGAAAUGAUGCACAAUGUCUUGACUGACGCCAAUCGACUUAAAAAUAUUUUUCUCACCUUGCUUACAAACCAAACUAAGGCAAGCCUUUUGAUGGACGGUGUCCGACAUAGCGCUGUGGAAGUGAUCAUGAAGAGCCUGGCAUCAGACUCUCUAACAUGUGAGGAUGCCCUGGACCCCUUUCAGUGGCUCUUGUCCACAGAGACCAUCAAGUUUGAGAUGUGGAAAGCAAUUAUUUGCCAGGACACUGACACUCUGGAGUAUCUGCUGCUGACUGACUGGAUGCCUUUGAUUGAGAAAGCACAUGAGUUGUACAGUACCUUUACUGAAGAAGAAGAAGACUACAAUGUAACUCUUCCUAUGGUUCUCUACGAGUGGCAUCAGUUGUAUAACAGCACAUUGGAAUUCGGAGCUUUCUUGGAGAGGUUCUCCUCCGACUUGGGCGAAGAUUAUUGGUUGGAUUGGAUACCAGGCAACAUAUCGGGUGAUAUUGAUGAGACUCUUCAACAAAGUCUUUUUGCUUUCAUGGUGAAUUUGGGAGAAAAAGUUGAGGCGAGUCCAUUGUGGCCUGAGCUGAAGAGCUACUUCCACAUGAUUUACUGGGUUUUCAAAUACACUCCUGGUGUCACCACUCAGCCAGCAAAUUGUUCCUUUGACAUUGAGACUCUAAACAUUGAUUGUGAUACUGGACUGGACUGGCACAAGUUUGUUCAAGGUUUCAUGGGACCUCUGAUAUUGCCAAACCAAAAUAUUCUGGUGAACUAUCUCAAAGGCACUGUCAGUCUAUUACAGACUGUGUUUGGGGACCUCAUUAUGGAUUUGACAGCAUCAUAUUUAACACAAGAAAUUAAAGGUGGAGAUGCGCUCUCUGCAUACCUGAUAAACUUGAUGAACGCCCUGCACUACUUUGUCUGCAAUGUCUCUGCACUCUCCAACCAAAACACCUCCAAUCCUGACGUCAUGGUUCCCCUUAUUAACAACCUGUUGGAGUCCACAGGUCUGAGUCCACUGUUACCGUUGCUCUUCAGCGACAGCCUGGUCAAUAUCUCUGACAUCAUUGAUGCUGCUGUGAAGCUUGGUAGAGGGAACCAGCAUAUUUUCACCUUCAAUGAGACAGACCCAACAAUGCCUGAACUGGAGAGGUUGAUCAUGCAGUUCCUCUCCUUGGAGAGUAACCUCACCAUGUCUCUCUCCUACGUCUUGGGGAACACCCUACUUACCUAUUCCAAAUACGUUGACCCAGAUGAAGUGUCCCUUAUCAGAGAAUCAUUGAAGCCUUUCACCAGUCAAACCUCAUCAGGCAUUGUAGAGGCCAUUCUUACAGCCAUGGAGGUGCUCAAGGAAGUGUUUGAUUCACAAAAUGAUGACCCAGCUAUUGUAAUCCUUUCAUAUAUCCGCCAACUUCAAGAAUUUGCGGUGUCCUUGUUUCGGCUGCGAAGAGUCCAACAUACCGUGUUGCCUGAUGGAGAAUUGAGUACAGCUCAAAUUACCGACCUCUCCCAGGUUUCCACUGACUUUCUCAACCUCCUCACACCUGAGAGUCUUUACAACCUCACACAGAUUGGCCCGGAUGCCGCUCAGGAACUGGUGAUCCAAAAAUUUCUGGCAAUCCUACCACCGGAGUUCCAAGCGGAAGCUGCUUUGUUUUUCCAAGAUUUCAAAGCUCUGCAGUAUCACUUGUCCUUAUGUGCAGCAGGGCAAAACUGUUUGGCUGGUGUCUCAGAAGUCUUCACAUUUCUGGAUAAAAUAUCUAAAUUGAUGCUUUCAGCCAACGGCAACGUCACAGUCAACAUAGCUUUAACCAACAAGUUCCUGGAGAGUGGGGAAUAUGAAGAUAUUGCAUUUGCUUUCUUCUCACUCUUGUCUCCGAGUGACACGGCCUAUAUUGGCGUAUUCAACCAGACGCUUAAUUUCAUCAGAUUGGUGAUAGAAACACCAAAUAUUACAGUGUCCCACAUCCAAAAUGCACUGAGGCAGUCAAAUGUAACCGUUGAAGAGCUAAACUACAUUGCUCACCUUGCAGGAUCCGCCAACAUAAACGACCUGUUGGUAAAUAUAAUGAGUAUCGCCAAUGUUCCCAAGUGUUUUGAAGUACAGCAUAAUACAUCAGUGACGGCCCAGUGUGUUAAGGGAUUGAUAGACAAGGUCAGCAACUUCCUGAAAGCCGUACCUGCUCUGCACAAUCACACAGACAUCAUCUGCCUGAUCCCAUUAAUUGUCAAUGAAACUACAUCCGAUGUCAUUCAAGCCAAUUUUAGCUCAAAUGCACACAUGGCUGUAAUACAUGCCCUUAACAACACCUUAAACAAUAUCAAGAUCAACCUCCAGCUGAAUAAUCUGAACACUCCUGAGAUCAUGAAUGAAAUCAGAGUGAUAGAAGGUCUAUUGAAGGUCGCUGCUAAUCCUGACCCCUUGAACCACAUCUUCAAUGCCAUGUCAGUAUCAUACUCCGAGGAAGUUACAAAAAUCUAUUUGCAAGUCAUGCAAUGGUAUUUGCAACGCCUGGAAAACGUGACCAGCAGCAGCGUUGUGUCAGACCUCGUCUAUCCUCUUUUCCGCCUCACACAGUUGCAAGUCACACUGCAACUGGCACAGACAAAUUUGACUUUGUUUAUUAACAACCAGACUGGCCACUUCGUGCACCCAACGGAUGGUGCAGGGGUGAGUAAAAUCGGCCAAGCAACCAUUGAAAUUCUUCAGCAAAUAGUGAAGUAUAUAAUAGUCAACUUUCAAGUUCAGAAUGAGAAUGCUGAAAUCUUAGGUUCGAUGCCCCUGUACAACACAACUGAGCUGCAUGAACUUGAGCAACUGAUUCAAAUCUACCUUGAUAUUAUACACACGUGGAUGAAAGAACCCAAUGUCAAAGCAGUCUUCACCAGUAUGCUCCAGUGGGGAAACUCCCCCCUGAAUGUUUCCACGCCGGUAAAAGACAUUCACCUCCUGUUUCAGACAUUGGCUAACUAUCUCAGUGAUGAUCAACUGGCUUACCUCUCCAUCAUCAGCAAUAUCACCCAGUCUCUGAGCAAAGCUAUCAUGGUCUUAGAGCAACCAGGAAAUGUCCAGUUUGACCACCUAUAUGCAGCCAUCAUGGAAGCAGUUCAAACUUUAAUGAAGAUUCUUUCCCAAACCACGGACCCCCUGCUGCACUCAGUGCAGCAAGACAUUGAAGGGAUUGUGCAUGAUACAUUGGCCCUCUUUGUCCGAACAGACUUGAGUUAUGCCACAUCACUCAACCUCUCACUCCUUAUCAUCAAAAGAGCCGAAAACAUUGUUCAACAUCUGCUGCCAGAUGAGUUUGCGGUCUACCUGCUGUCCAGCCUCAAAGUAGCCACCACUUAUUUUGAGACAGUUGCCUCGACCAGCGGACCUGACAACUGGAAUCACAUCAUUUUGAACCAAAUGAAGACAGUUCAGAGCCUCUUACCACCAAACAGCACAGCUGAGUACUACGUUUCUAUCCUCAUCAACAUCACCCGCAUCAUUUUGGGGUCUAGUCAAGGCAACAAUAACUUUGCAAAUGAAACGCUAGAAAUCAUAAUGGGAAUUUUGGGACAGAUUUGGCAGAUUAUUGCGCAUGACCCAGGUACUCCAUCUUUGGGGGUGUUUACUCAUUUUGCUCGAGUACUUGAACAAAUCGUUACUGGAAAACCAGACAGAGUGACCUGGCAUAAGCUUGAGAAGAUGUUGGAAGCCCUACUGUCUAUUCUCAGUGAAACAGAGAUAUGGGACGAUGUCACAUCUGUUGUCCCCUAUUACAAAAAAACUGUAGCAUUCAUGGUGAACACCACAAAUGCAGAGAACAUGCUGAUAAUAAGCCUUCAAAAGCCUCUGAUAACCCUGAUGACAGAAAUCGCACAGUCUGUGAACUCCAGCCAUUUUAACUUGUCUGAGAUCUUUGGAAGAAUGCAGCCUGCCAUAGAAAAUACGCUGCUGGCCGCUGAACAGGCGAAUGGAACAUUGGAGUGCAGUGAAGCCCUGAAAGCAUGGGAGCCAGUCGCGGCUGCGGCCGGGUUAAACCAAAGUGUCCUGGAAAUGUGGUGUGACGUCAACCUGCAGCCUGUUCUGGAGGCCUAUGCUGCACACUACCAUAUGUACCCCCACCUCAACACAAGUCACACAGAUGUCGCAGAGAUGACUGCUGGCACGGCUGCUUCCUGGAUUGUCAAUGCAACACGUUCUUUGUAUCAAGUCAAGCAGAAUCAAUAUCAUGCCAUGGAGCGGGUCAUCAUGGCUGUCUCCAACCAGCUCAUUGAGCUGCUGGGCCAGCCACUGAGCCCCAGUGCUCAGCUUUCCUUGUUUGAGCAGCUCCAAUACAUGGAGCUGCGAAACAGUUUGUCCUCUAUUCAAAUGCUCUCAGACGAGUUGCAUAAAGUGGCACCCAUGCUUUGGUCAUUCGUGGAUGCUAUGGAGAGAGCGCUAAGCCACAUCCUGAACAACUCUCAUCACCUUCAAGACUCUGACACAUCCCAGGCCGUUUUCAGCGAGGCAGCGAUCAUCCUACUCUCCUGUGCAAACAUCACCUCAGAGGAUGUGCUCUCAUUGAUGGAGGGCGACUUAUCUUGGCUCAGCAAAGAAUAUCACUCUGACAGAAGGAAUGCUCUUCAAACCCUGAUCCAUAAGACGAUAUUUGGGAAUGAAUCAAUGGUUUACGAAGUCCUGGAGCAUUUUCUGGCCUCCGACACCGCAAAAUUACUCAUGCAGAAAGUGGUUGAAAUGUCUGCAUGGUUGGCGUCAACGGAAGCGUCCGGACUAGAGCUGCUCACAGAAGCUCUACCCAAGAUAUCGGAACUCCUAAAGCCUUUAUUAUCCAUCCUGACUCAGAUUGGCGUGGAUAUGCCAGAGAGCACAAAGCUGGUUGAAGAUCUAGCGGAAAACAUCAUUGCAAUGCUGAGGCAGUUGUUAAGCAGUGGUCUUUUCACCCACAUGGACCACCAUCAAGGGGGAGAUGUUCAAGACAGGGGUAGUAGCUACAGACACAGACACAAACGCGAGGCCCCAAUGAUCCCUGUGGACCCUGUUGAUGACUUCCUUGAUUUGUUCGAUAUUGACUUUGCAGCAAUGUUCAGAGCCAUCUCGGCCCCCUUAACCCCAGAAGAAAUGAUGGAGACAGCUCACGUGUUUUUUGCCAAUCCCGAUCUAAACAUUGUGGUAAAGGGAACAACCAGGGACAUGCCCUGGGCUUUGAACGGCUCACGGGAAAGCACCAUCGAUGCUGUCCUCGGUCUCCUCUCGUUCAUCACUCUACCCAAUCAUUCUCAGAUGUCAUAUCUGGAUGUGUUGAGGGAUGCUGUUGCUUUGCUCCCCGAUGGCUUGCCAUUCGCAUCUGUGCUUAAAAAUAUCACCAGAGUGCUUGCCAGUGAAUCUCAAGAGAACCUUUACCACUUACAAGAGACCUUCCAGACAGCUGUGCUGCUUUUUCAGACCAACAUCAGAGAGCCGCUUUUCACAGAACAACUUGAUCUCCUGAGAUCCCAGGUGUGCAGGGUGGAGAGCACUGCGUCUCUAGGUUAUGUCUUGCGAGUCCUCUCAUUAGAGCCUGGUCAGCUCUGUCACACUGUCCUACCUGGCCUGAUAACUCUGCUGCAAGGUCUACUGGUCAACACCACAGACCUGAACGAUGCCCUCUUCCAGACCAUCAUUGGAGACCCAAGCACCUUUGACCAGAGGACAGACUGGUCGGCUGUCAUAAGUCAAAGUUUGGGCUUUAACACCAGCAGCCUGGACUCUCUCGGUAUUAACAUCACAUCUCCAGGAGCGACAACAGUUGGUGAUUUGCUACGUGAUCAACGUGCCUUUGUCCAGGAUGUCCACCGUCACAUGGAUUUCGAUCCAGCUGCUCUCGACAUGCUCAUGGAGACCACCAUGCCGACCAACAAUUUACAGAUUCUUUCCUGGCUGGUGAAACUGCGACACUGCAACUCCCCGGGGCGUCUGAGCAUCUCAGAGCCAGACAUGUUCAAGACCUUCUGCUCCAUGUCCGUCCAAGAGUGGUACACCUUCUCUCUCCUCCUGACCCGCCACCUAAACCUACAGAUGUUCAUCUACAGAAUGGUGUUGUCAGAUGAGGUUCAGACCCUGUUGACACUGAUGCUUCAAAUGGCCAAAAACAUCAUCCACCUGAUGGAGAGUUUCCUCCCUGCCAUUGAUCAGCUGCAAAGCUACAUGCUCUCCAUUGAUAGCCUCAACCUGGUGGCCGAGAAUGAGUUUAACCAAGUUGCUAGAGGCGUGAAGCACAGUCUCUCCGUCAGAGCUACUUUUGUCACAAUCUCUCGGACAAUGUGCAGUAAAGGUGUCAUGGCUCUUUUUGGACUCGCCCAACUUCCCAUCCAUGUGGAGCCCAACCCAUCCUUCCUUGACAGCCAAAAGCGUGAGGAGAUGAUUGACAGGUUCAAGAUUCCACGAAAUGCAACUCCCUUCUGCAUGAACAUGUACCUCGACAUGGUUAGCACCAGAGGGGGAGCCAUUGCGUGGGCCUUCCUUAAACCGAUGCUGAUGGGGAAAAUCCUCUUCACACCCAACACACCCAUUACCAGAGCCAUUAUGGAGAAGGCCAAUGGUACCCUGCAAGAAUUUGCAAAUCUGAAGAGGCACUCAGACGAAUGGAUUCAAUCCUCCGACUACCUCAUUGAUUCUGCCAAAAUACUGAGCCACACUUUGCCAAUGCUAAAGUCUUCCUUGUCGAAUCCCUUCGUGCAAAAUUUCAUAGAAAUGCAGACAGACAUCGACGUCAACAAAAUGAGGAACACGCUCAACAGCUUCUCAAACAUGACACUGAUGCUAGAGAAGAACAAACACAUCAUGGACCAAAUCACCAUCUUGUCCACCCUGCUGGUCAACAUGUCAUCUUGUAUCAAAUUUGAUCGCUACCAAGGCUACGAUUCUGAUGAGCAGCUUGACGCUGAUGCACAAGAGCUCGCCAAGGACCGCAAUCUCUAUGGAAGUGUCAUCUUUAAGCUGCCCAAAGAUGAGGAUUCCUUACCACCCAAAGUCAGCUACACCAUCCGCAUGCAUAUGGACAACGUGAUGCGGACGGACCGCAUCCGCGACCCUUACUUUGUGAAGGACACUUACAUCUCUGCACAGAACACCAUGCGCUACAACCGGGGCUUUGUAUACCUGCAGGAGAACAUUGACCGAGCCAUUAUUGAAUACCAGACUGGGCAGAGAGUCACAGACACAGCUGUGCAGCUACAGCCCUUCCCAUAUCCAUGUUAUCUUCGUGAUGAGUACCUGGAGGCCAUCUCCUUUGUUUUUCCAAUCAUGCUGAUGUUAGCCUGGGUUCUGUUUGUUGCUGACUUUGUGAAGAAAUUAGUCCACGAGAAAGAACUGAGGCUGCAUGAGUACAUGAAGAUGAUGGGGGUCAAUCCACUCAGCCACUUCUUCGCCUGGUUCUUGGAGUGCGCUGCUCAUCUGAUAGUGACCAUCAUCAUCCUCACGCUGGCUCUCAAGUGUGGCGGCAUCCUCUCCCAUAGCGACGGCUUCCUCCUCUUCUUGUAUCUCUUGGACUAUGGGCUGAGCAUCCUGGCCUUCAGUUUCCUGCUCAGCUCCUUCUUUGACAAGACCUACGUCGCUGCUCUGAGCGGCAGCCUCCUUUACAUCCUCUGCUUCUUCCCAUAUAUUGUGGUCAUAGCCAUGGAGACCAGUCUCACCCUUUUCCAGAAGAGCGCUCUGAGCAUGCUGUCUCCAUCCUGCUUCAGUUACGCUAGUCAGUAUAUCUCUCGCUAUGAGUCCCAAGGAGAAGGAAUUCAUUGGAGCAACUCCUAUUCCUCACCCAUAGCUGGAGACACAGCCUCCUUUGGUUGGCUGUGCUGGCUGAUGCUCAUCGACUCCAUCAUCUACUUUGUACUCGGGGCCUACAUCCGCAUGGUCUUUCCAGGCAACUAUGGCAUCCCAGCCCCGUGGUACUUCCCCUUCACAGCCUCCUUUUGGGCUGACCUGUGCUGCUGUGUGAAGAAGCCACAGAAUGGGAGCAGAGGACUUCUGUUCACCAACAUCAUGACUAAAAACCUGCCGGUCUUUGACGACAAGGGGAAAGGCCAGAGCACGCUUUCCUCUCAGGCAGGCGAGGAUUUCUCUCAUCUGCCAGUGGGCGUUGCCCUCCAUGGUCUGACUAAGAUCUAUGGGGACCGAGUAGCCAUUCAAAACCUUAACGUUUCCUUCCACGAGGGUCAUGUCACGUCACUGCUCGGGCACAAUGGCGCCGGGAAGACCACCACCAUGUCACUCCUGACCGGCCUCUUCGCUCCCUCAUCGGGGACCAUUGAGGUGUAUGGUCGAGACAUGCAGACAAACCUGGACAACAUUCGCAAAGAGCUGGGUGUCUGCAUGCAAUAUGACGUUCUCUUUGACCACAUGACCACCAAGGAGCACCUCCUGCUCUAUGGCCAGAUCAAGGCCCCGCACUGGUCAUGUCAGGAAUUGCACGAGCAGGUUCGAACCAUCUUAGAGGAAACAGGCAUGUACGCUCAGAGACACAAGCGGGUGGGCACGCUGUCGGGUGGCAUGAAGCGCAAGUUGUCCAUCUCCAUCGCCUUCAUCGGCGACUCUCGCUUGGUGGUGCUGGACGAACCCACCACAGGCGUUGAUCCAUGCUCAAGGCGGAGUAUCUGGGACAUUGUUAUCCAAAAUAAAAAGCGGCAUACUAUAAUUAUGUCCACCCACCACCUGGAUGAAGCUGAAGUGCUGAGUGACCGCAUAGCCUUCCUAGAGAGAGGAGGGUUAAAAUGCUGUGGUUCGCCUUUCUAUCUGAAAAAGAAGCUGGGCCAAGGCUACAAACUCACUCUCACCAAAAAGAUGAAGACACCUGAGUCUGAGUGCUUUGACGAUGCUGGAGUGAAGGCCUUUAUCCAAGCGCAUGUACCUGACGCACGACUGAAAGAAGCUCAUGGCAGUGACCAGGUCUACAACCUGCCCCCGUUCACGUCCUCAAACGCAUCCUCAUACCGCUCUCUUCUGAUCGCGCUGGAUGCCAACCUUGACGACUUACAACUGGGAGGCUACGGCAUCUCUGACACCACCCUUGAAGAGGUGUUCCUCCAAUUGACUGACGGAAACGAGCAAAAAGGCGUGCCUGAGGACAGACCCUUUUCUAUUUCACAGACGGUGUCAGACACUGAAUCUAUUAAUAGCUUCCCUGCAGAUCCAAGUGAAAGCAUCCCCAGUUCUAGUGACAAAAUUAAGCUGACCACUUCUUCCAAAGCACAAGGUAUGGGCUUGGCAUGGCAGCAGAUCAAAGCCAUACUGAUCAAGAGGUUCCACCAUAGCCGCAGAGACUACAAGGGCCUGAUCUCCCAGAUCCUACUUCCUGUUUUGUUUGUGGUGUUCGCCAUGGGCCUGGGAUCCAUCAACAAUGACCUAAGGCACUACCCGAAGCUGGAGCUUAGCCCUGCACUCUACAACAUCAAACCAAGCUACUCUUUUUUCAGCAAGCAUAAUGAAAGGUCCAGUCCGCUGGUGGACAAGAUGAUGUCAUACCCAGGGAUGGACAACAGCUGCCUUGAUGAGUCUGGCAAUCCGGUUUGCAUGAGACAAACCAGCAGCUGGGAGUCCAGAGGGAAUAGCUCAGAAGAGUUUAGUGACUGCAAAUGUACCCUACAAGAACAGGUUUGCCAUGGGGAAAAAUUCAAUCCACCCAGUCGGCAGACCCCCUCUUCUCAGAUUGUUUACAAUCUAAGUGGAAUCAAUGUGGAGAAUUACCUGGUGGUCACGGCCAAUGACUUCAUUAGGAACAGGUACGGUGGGUUUGAAUUUGGAAUGAAGCUCCCAUCUGACCUACAAAUGGAUCUUAUAGCAAAGUCCACAAACGCCACUUUAUCAAAGGUUUGGUUCAACCCCGAGGGCCACCACACCAUGCCAGCAUAUUUAAACAGCCUCAACAAUUUCAUCCUACGCUCCAACCUUCCAGCAGACAAGGAGCCACAGAAAUAUGCCAUUUCAGUGUCCAGUCAUCCCUACUUUGGCCGGGCAGAAGAGAAGGACUCCAUCAUCCACGGAAUGCUCCAGAUCCUCGUGGCCGUUUGCGUGCUCACAGGAUAUUCCAUCACCACGGCCAGCUUCGCCGUCUACGUCGUCACCGAGCACCACAACGGCUCCAAGAGGAUGCAGCACAUCGCUGGCAUCAGUGAGCCCUUUUACUGGGCCAUCAAUUUCCUUUACGACAUGAUGAUCUACAUGGUUCCUGUCACUUUGACCGUUGCCGUGGUCGCAGCCUUCCAGAUUCCAGCAUUCACAGAACGACUAAAUUUGGCUGCUGUCGCUGUGCUUCUGGUGCUCUUUGGGUUUGCCACCUUCCCCUGGAUGUACCUCCUAUCUGGUGUCUUCAAGGAUGCAGAGAUGGCCUUCAUCAUUUACGUGUGCAUUAACCUUUUCAUCAGCACCAAUACCAUCAUGUCUAGCUCCAUUCUUUACUUCCUUGGUCAGGUUUCAACGCAAAAAUCCGAGAGCAUAAAGGAUACUUUCAGGAUCCUGAGCCAAGUGUUCUUAAUCUUCCCUCAAUUCAACUUUGGAAAUGGACUGAUGCGGCUGGCUAGAAUGAACAUCGAGGUCCAGCUCCUGAUUGGCUAUGGCAUUGACGCCUAUAAGAACCCGUUCUCUAUGGAUGGUCUGGGCUGGAUGAUCAUCUCCUCCAUCACCCAAGGCGUGGUCUUAUUCACAUUGCGCCUCUUGCUUAACAGGUUCCUCAUACGCAAAGUCAGGCAUCUAAUUUUGGGCAGAAAAAAUGUACCCCGGGUGUUUGAGGACGAGGACGAGGACGUAGCGGCUGAGCGCUUGCGAGUGUUUAGUGGAGCAGCAGAUUCGGACAUCCUGCAGGUCAACCAGCUCACUAAGAUCUAUCAACACCUCAACAAGAAGGUCUAUGCAGUCAAGAGGCUCUCUGUGGGAAUUCCUGCUGGAGAGUGCUUCGGUCUGCUGGGAGUGAACGGGGCGGGAAAAACAACCACUUUCAAGAUGCUUACCGGAGAUGUUAGCCCCACUGAUGGCACUGCGCAGAUCAGGGACUGGGAUGGGCGGCUGGUAGACAUUAUGGAGUGCCGGGACAAGGGAAUUAACAUUGGCUACUGUCCCCAGGUGGAUGCGUUGGAUAAUCUGCUCACUGGAGAAGAGCACUUGUAUUUUUACGCUCGUAUUCAAGGAAUCUCAAAGAGUGAGAUAGACAGGGUGGUGCGGUACCUUCUGAAAAAGCUGGAGCUGAACUACCAUCAAAACAUGACGACUGAUGGCUACAGUUGUGGCACCCGUAGGAAGCUCUCCACAGCCAUCGCCCUCAUCGGACAUCCUCAAAUCUUGCUACUGGAUGAGCCGAGCUCCGGCAUGGACCCCCGGACCAAACGGCACUUGUGGAAAAUCAUCUCUGAAGAGGUGAAAGGAAAAUGUGCAGUGGUCCUCACCUCCCACAGCAUGGAGGAAUGCGAGGCGCUGUGUAGCCGUCUGGCCAUCAUGGUGAAAGGUCAGUUCCGCUGCCUGGGCUCCUUGCAGCACAUUAAGAACAGGUUCGGCAGCGGGUUCACUGUGAAGAUGUACUUAGCCGAGGCUGCCGGUGAUGUAGAGACAAUUACUGGCUUCAUGCAGAGACAAUUCCCCAGUACUUAUUUGAAGGACCAGCACUCAUCCAUGGUGGAGUACCAUGUCCCCGUCGCACCAGGAGGGGUGGCUGCCAUCUUCGACAAGCUGGAGUGCAACAAGAGCUCUCUGCACAUCAAACAUUUCUCUGUGAGCCAGACCACUUUGGAUGAGGUCUUCAUCAACUUCGCCAUGGGAAGCAGCCGCAUGGAAUCCAUAGCAGCUGACAAUGACUUGGACUCCAUAAAAGACGUAGAGGCUUAGAUCUGACUGCUAUUAUGUCUGCAGUGAAAUGAGAACACUAUCUCUUUAUCCCACAUCUGUCCUAAAUAGAUACUAUAGAAGACGAUUAGAGUGCAAAUCUUUCACGUUUGACAAUCAUAAUUAAUCCUAAGAGCCAAUCCUAAACCCUCCAAAAUCCCAUUGCAUUGAGCACAUUUCCAUACAUAUACAGAUUCAUAUUUAUUCACGUUUACUUACUUCAGAUCAAUUUACUUCACUAGAAAGUUUACCUUAUCCAAACAUCUUGAUUUUUUUUUUAUGCUAAGAAUGCCUUUAACAAAAUUGGCUGAAUUCUGUUAUCAUUCCGUUUAUAAUCAAAAGAUACAACAUUGUCGGUGCACCCUGCACCUUGUUCUACUCCAGUAAUUACCUGUACAAUGUGUCUAUGUCUUACUUGUAGAAAAUUUUGCUGCUUAUGGACCAUUUUGUGAUGGUCUUGAAUGUAUGCCGUCAUGCCUUUUAUAAUGCAAAUAAAAACAUUUUUCAACUGCAUUUUCUUUGUAUGUAUUCA
Molecule: messenger RNA, 17355 nt
Organism: Dunckerocampus dactyliophorus (ringed pipefish)
Lineage: Eukaryota; Metazoa; Chordata; Actinopteri; Syngnathiformes; Syngnathidae
Gene: abca12
Product: ATP-binding cassette, sub-family A (ABC1), member 12
Exons: 68
Coding region: 3807-16826 (4339 amino acids)
Biological process (GO): transmembrane transport; lipid transport
Cellular component (GO): membrane; intracellular membrane-bounded organelle
Molecular function (GO): ATP hydrolysis activity; ABC-type transporter activity; ATP binding
Source: RefSeq, a predicted model, not a curated record